Messenger RNA from Sinocyclocheilus grahami, 539 nucleotides. RefSeq names its product equilibrative nucleoside transporter 2-like. Lineage: Eukaryota; Metazoa; Chordata; Actinopteri; Cypriniformes; Cyprinidae. The transcript is spliced from 4 exons. The coding region runs from base 283 to 528 and encodes 81 amino acids. Gene Ontology annotation, cellular component: plasma membrane; basolateral plasma membrane. The record is from RefSeq and is a predicted model, not a curated record. Gene Ontology annotation, molecular function: nucleoside transmembrane transporter activity. Gene Ontology annotation, biological process: guanine transport; hypoxanthine transport; uridine transmembrane transport.
UGGUGAGCAGAAGAGACUCCUUUCAAAAACAUACAAAUAAAUCUUACCAACUCCAAACUUAUCUCACUGAAAAACACCCUUUUAACUGGUUUCAGAGUAAAUGCGUAAUUACUGACGUGCAUCAAACGAUUUUUUUCAUGUAGAUCACCCUCGUGAAGACGAGUGUUUUUGUGUGCUCGUGGUAUUUAUGUCUGUGUCUCUCUCUCAGCGUUCGGGGCCGUGUUACAGGGAAGUCUGUUUGGUUUGGUGGGUUUGUUGCCGCAGAGGUACAGCGCUGUCUUUAUGAGCGGACAGGGACUCGCUGGGACAUUUGCUGCUCUUGCAAUGAUCUUCGCCAUCGCAAGUGAAGCUGAUAGUGAGUCUGCAGCUCUGGGUUAUUUCAUCACUCCGUGUGUCGGGACACUCGUCACGCUCUUCAGUUACAUGCUGCUGCCAAAGCUGGAGUUUGCUACAUUUUACCUGGACAGAAAAAGCAAGAGUUACGAGCUUGAGACGUCCAACCGGCUUCUGCCUACAGGUGAAACUUAAGGCUUUGAGAA